This is a messenger RNA of Coniophora puteana RWD-64-598 SS2, 796 nucleotides long. RefSeq lists its product as uncharacterized. Lineage: Eukaryota; Fungi; Basidiomycota; Agaricomycetes; Boletales; Coniophoraceae. The transcript is spliced from 5 exons. The record is from RefSeq and is a predicted model, not a curated record. Bases 1 to 693 code for a protein of 230 amino acids.
AUGUUCGACCCCGCCCCGCCUAACUACCAUACCGCCGUCGUCUCAAGCCGGUGGCUGCACGCAGAGAUGCGCCUGACGGUCUCGUUCCAGGAUCUGAUUCUGCACGAGAAAGUUCCUGCUCUCGACGCCAUCGCUGGCCCUGCGGCCGCUCCCGCUGAGCACACAGCACAAUCUGGGAGCUCGAAAGCACCAUGCAUAUCACUCAACGCUCAAUCCGCUCAUGGAGGCGAACUGCCCGGUUACCCUUCAUGUUCACUUAAGCUGGAGGACUUUGAAAGCGCGCUAGCGAGGAUUGCGGCGAUGAUACUUUGGGUUGCGGCACAACUGUCACAGGGCGGUUAUGAACCAGAAAUAGGAGGUGCAAACUGUUUGGCAUAUCUCGCACUCGAGUUUAUCGCACCAAUUCACCUUCUUCAUCCGCAGAUCAACUUGACUCCUAUACUCUUUGGAUUAUGUGCCUCCGUCAUCAUGCUCUUACUCGCUGUGGUUCUUGCAGGGGCUCGGCGCGACAAAGACACUUUGGUAGUCAGCAGCGUGGGCAUGCUCGAGAUGCUAUGGCUCUCCAAUCGCAAACCGGUGUUACGGUUACAACUCGACGAGGUACAAGAGCCUACCAUGGACAAUCUGAGGUCUGCCGGAAUGUUCCAAGUUUGCCUGUCAGAGGACUUUGCUGUAGAAGAGAGUGGGGAGUGAGGCAUGAAAAGUCUAGUUAGCCAUGGAGGUAUACAUGUAUCUCUAUUCUACUGUACACCCCAAGAUCCCGGGGGAAAGAAGUGAAAGUAAUUUCAUAUACAUA